Vicugna pacos (alpaca) is the source of this 2143-nucleotide messenger RNA. Lineage: Eukaryota; Metazoa; Chordata; Mammalia; Artiodactyla; Camelidae. The record is from RefSeq and is a predicted model, not a curated record.
UCAUUUAAGGAAGCUCUCAAAAAAGCCCUCACUUUCUGGCUCCUGCAAGCACUGGGAGAGUGAGUGGUUCCUUAAAUUUGCGACCUGACUGCCAUGGCCAGGCUCUGCCUCCCCUCAGUCGGAGAAGUUCCUCCGCUUCUCCUUCCCACAUUGUACCUUCCACUGAGCGCCAUUUUCUUUAAUGACUUAGAAGGAAGUAUUAUGCUAUGUUGUCACUUGUAAAUAAUUUUCAACCAGUUUCUUGAAAUUCUCAGAAAACUUGGGACAGCUCCUCUAAUCUUAGAAUGCUGGUGUAACUCGUUGUGUCUCCUUACUCAAUCACGUGGCUGCUGAAGCUUUGCUGGAUGUGAGUCCGGGAUACGCUGACCUGCUCCGACGUGGACUGAGAUUGACAAGUGUGCCUGCCCCGGAACACCGCCUCUCUUUUACUAGUUCAGAGUGCCGGGAGGUGUUCCACAUCAGAAACAGCCCAGUCUUCAACUAGGGCCACCUGCCGGGAUGUCUAAAAGGCUCCCUUCUCAGUUAGAGCAAAAAAUCCCAGAAGAUGCCUGCUGUGAAAAACACCUGGAGCCACCACAGCUGUUCUGCGGUGAUGACCAAAUGAUGCUUUGUGACAAGUACUUCCAGUCCCAGGAGCACAAGACUCACACGGUGUAUGGAUUACAAGAGACUGCUGAGAAUUACAGGAAGUUAUUCCAGGAGAUAUUGACCACACUGAAGGAGAAACUUGAAGUAGCUAAAAGCAUGUUGGCUGAUGAGCAAGAAAGAAUGGUGAUGAUGCAGGUCAGUGCUUGUAUCCCAGAUUUGAGAUCUUCUCUUUCCAUUUUUAAAGAAAAUAAGCAUCUAGUUGAGAAUGAGAAAUUGCUGAAUGGUAAUCAGGAGAUGCUUCUGCAGAGACUGAACAAUCUGGGGAGAGAGAACGUGAGUAAACUGAAGGAGAGUGAAGUCAGGCUGUCUGAACAUACCUGCAGCCUCCAAAAGAUCAUCGCAGAGUUAGAGAAGAAGUGUGGGCAAUCCGCCUCAGCGUUGCUGCAGAAUGCAAGAUGUGCUUUGGAAAGGAGUGAGUCACUACUGCUUCAGUGUUUAGAGCCUGCCCAAAUCACAGACCUGAAUUUAUGCCAAAUAACAGGAAUGAGCAAAAUGCUAAAAGUGCUGCAAAGACCUAUCACUUUGGACCACAGAACAGCUCAUCCCUGUCUGGUCUUAUCCGAGGAUCUAAGAAGCGUAAGACUCAGAAAUGUCCAGCAGGACACGCCUGGUCACCCAGAGAGAUUUGACUUCAGCGCCACCGUGUUGGGUGUGGAGAGCUUCACCUCAGGGAGGCACUACUGGGAGGUGGAUGUGGAAAAGGCAACGCAGUGGCAGUUGGGUAUAUACGAAGGUUCUGCCUACAGAAACGAUUCCAGGGAUAAAGUCCUACUCAUGGGAACCAUGAUGGGAACCGAUUAUAUCUUCUGGGCCUUUCCCCCUUUAAGAAGGAUCUCCUUGAGAGAGCGAGUGCACAGUGUUGGAGUUUUCCUGAACUAUGAGUAUGGGCAAGUGUCCUUCUAUGAUGUGACAAAGAGAUCCCUCAUCUAUAAUUUCUCUGGCCUUACCUUCCAAGGAGCUCUCAGGCCUAUAUUUUCUCUUUGUGUCCCAAAUGGAGGCAUGAAUUCAGACUCUCUGAGCAUCUGCCUCCCACAUGUUUCCUCUUGUAAUGGGACUGUUAGCCCUCAGUCUUCUUUGGUGUGAAAUCUAAGAUCACAGGAGGCAGAAAUGUUACAAGCAUGUCUAUAUAUUAUUUUACAAGAUAGUCUAAUAAAAUAUUUUUAGCACUUGGGAGUUGGAACUCAGCUCAACACCCCAGAGCUUUUGCAUUCAUCUGGCUUUGUCAGCACCCAUCUCAUGAAGAGGUUACAUUUAAGCCGAAUCACAAAUGAUAAUAACUGAAGGAACCCACACCAACUAGGACAGCAGAUGCCUGUGCAGCUUCAGAUUGGGGAAUUAGAAAAAGAAAUAUAAUCUGGGGUCCUUAGGACAAGGUUAAGGACUCUAGAGAUUUCUGAAAACAGAAUUAGGUAUAAUCAUGACUUUAGAUUUGAGAAUAUUAUUAUAGUGACUGUUUGAAGACUUCUAACAUCAUUCUAAGUAGAGAACAGCUUAA